Oncorhynchus tshawytscha (Chinook salmon) is the source of this 4808-nucleotide messenger RNA. RefSeq names its product mucin-5AC-like. Bases 379 to 4209 code for a protein of 1276 amino acids. The transcript has 7 exons. Lineage: Eukaryota; Metazoa; Chordata; Actinopteri; Salmoniformes; Salmonidae. The record is from RefSeq and is a predicted model, not a curated record.
AUUGCAACUUCAAUUACAACUGUAGCAUCACCUAUAACAACAACUACAGAUGCUUCCACAACCACAAGUGCAGCACCUACUACAUCAAUCCCAACUGCAGGUCCUACUACCAUUUUGACUCCUAAGACAAUCACAACUGAAGCUCCUACAGAAAUCACAACUGUAGCUCUUAUACCCCCCACAAUUGCAACUUCUACUUCAACAACUGUUGCUUCCACGAACACAACUGCAGCGGCUCCUAUAAUAACAACUGUAGAUGCUUCCAUAAACAAAACAGCAGCACCUACUACGUCAAUCUCAACUGCAGGUCCUACUACCAAUUUAACUCCAACGACAACCUCAACUGAAGCUCCAACAGACAUCACAACUGUCGCUCCUAUGCACCCCACAAUUGCAACUUCAAAUGUAGCAUCACCUACAACAACAACUGCAGAUGCUUCCACAACCACAAGUGCAGCACCUACUACCUCAAUCCCAACUGCAGGUCCUACUACCAUUUUGACUCCUAAGACAAUCACAACUGAAGCUCCUACAGAAAUCACAACUGUAGCUCUUAUGACCCCCACAAUUGCAGCUUCUACUUUACCAACUGUUGCUCCCACGACCACAACUGCAGCAGCUCCUAUAACAACAACUGUAGAUGCUUCCAAAAACACAACAUCAGCACCUACUACGUCAAUCACAACUGCAGGUCCUACUAACAUUUUAACUCCAAUGAUAAGCACAACUGAGGCUCCUUCAGACUCCACUACUGUUGCUCCUUUGAACCCCACAAUUGCAGCUUCUUCUUCAACAACUGUAGCUCCCACGAUCACUACAACUGCAGAAGCUCCUACGACAACAACUGUAGCUGCUUCUACAUUUACUACUGCAUCCCCUACUGCAACCACAACAGAAGCUCCUUCUACAACAACUGUAGCACCAAUGACUUUAGGAACAACAGUCCCAACGACAACUGCAGCUAAUUCCUCAACUUUAGCUCCUUCAAUGCCAAUCCCAACUGCAGCUCCUAUAACAACAACUCUUGCUCCUACAACCUCUACAACUUCCGCACCCACUAGUUUAUUCACAACUGCAGGUCCUACUACCAUUUUACCUCCUUCAACAACCACUACAACAUCCACUACAACAACUGUAGCUCCUACAAUGUCAAUCUCAGCUGCAGGUCCUACUACCAAUUUAACUCCAACGACAACCUCAACUGAAGCUCCAACAGACAUCACAACUGUAGCACCUAUGCACCCCACAAUUGCAACUUUAACUGUAGCAUCACCUACAACAACAACUGCAGAUGCUUCCACAACCAGAGGUGCAGCACCUACUACCUCAAUCCCAACUGCAGGUCCUACUACCAUUUUGACUCCUAAGACAAUCACAACUGAAGCUCCUACAGAAAUCACAACUGUAGCUCUUAUGCCCCCCACAAUUGCAACUUCAAUUACAACUGUAGCAUCGCCUACAACAACAACUACAGAUGCUUCCACAACCACAAGUGCAGCACCUACUACAUCAAUCCCAACUGCAGGUCCUACUACCAUUUUGACUCCUAAGACAAUCACAACUGAAGCUCCUACAGAAAUCACAACUGUAGCUCUUAUACCCCCCACAAUUGCAACUUCUACUUCAACAACUGUUGCUUCCACGAACACAACUGCAGCGGCUCCUAUAAUAACAACUGUAGAUGCUUCCAUAAACAAAACAGCAGCACCUACUACGUCAAUCUCAACUGCAGGUCCUACUACCAAUUUAACUCCAACGACAACCUCAACUGAAGCUCCAACAGACAUCACAACUGUCGCUCCUAUGCACCCCACAAUUGCAACUUCAAAUGUAGCAUCACCUACAACAACAACUGCAGAUGCUUCCACAACCACAAGUGCAGCACCUACUACCUCAAUCCCAACUGCAGGUCCUACUACCAUUUUGACUCCUAAGACAAUCACAACUGAAGCUCCUACAGAAAUCACAACUGUAGCUCUUAUGCCCCCCACAACUUCUACUUCAACAACUGUUGCUCCCACGACCACAACUGCAGCAGCUCCUAUAACAACAACUGUAGAUGCUUCCAGAAACACAACAUCAGCACCUACUACGUCAAUCACAACUGCAGGUCCUACUAACAUUUUGACUCCAAUGACAAGCACAACUGAGGCUCCUUCAGACGUCACUACUGUUGCUCCUUUGAACCCCACAAUUGCAGCUUCUUCUUCAACAACUGUAGCUCCCACGAUCACUACAACUGCAGAAGCUCCUACGACAACAACUGUAGCUGCUUCUACAUUUACUACUGCAUCCCCUACUGCAACCACAACAGACGCUCCUUCUACAACAACUGUAGCAUCAAUGACUUUAGGAACAACAGUCCCAACGACAACUGCAGCUAAUUCCUCAACUUUAGCUCCUUCAAUGCCAAUCCCAACUGCAGCUCCUAUAACAACAACUCUUGCUCCUACAACCUCUACAACUUCAGCACCCACUAGUUUAUUCACAACUGCAGGUCCUACUACCAUUUUACCUCCUUCGACAACCACUACAACAACUGUAGCUCCUACAAUGUCAAUCUCAACUGCAGGUCCUACUACCAAUUUAACUCCAACGACAACCACAACUGAAGCUCUUACAGACAUCACAACUGUAGCUCCUAUGCCACCCACAAUUGCAACUUCAACUGUAGCAUCACCUACAACAACAACUACAGAUGCUUCCACAACCACAGGUGCAGCACCUACUACAUCAAUCACAACUGAAGCUCCUACAGAAAUCACAACUGUAGCUCUUAUGCCCCCCACAAUUGCAACUUCAACUACAACUGUAGCAUCACCUACAACAACAACUACAGAUGCUUCCACAACCACAAGUGCAGCACCUACUACAUCAAUCACAACUGCAGGUCCUACUACCAUUUUGACUCCUAAGACCAUUACAACUGCAGCUCUUAUGACCCCCACAAUUGCAGCUUCUACUUCAACAACUGUUGCUCCCACGACCACAACUGCAGCAGCUCCUAUAACAACAAUUGUAGCUGCUUCCACAAACAAAACAGCAGCACCUACUACGUCAAUCACAACUGCAGGUCCUACUAACAUUUUACCUCCUUCGACAACCACAACUGUAUCACCUAUGACAACCUCAACAACUGUAGCUCCUACAAUGUCAAUCUCAACUGCAGGUCCUACUACCAUUUUACCUCCUACGACAACCACAACUGUAUCACCUAUGACAACCUCAACAACUGUAGCUCCUACAACACCAAUCACAACUGCAGGUCCUAAAACCAUAUUAACGACAACCGCCACUGCAACUUCUACUACAACUACAAAUGCAGGUCCUUCAACCACCACAACUGCAGCGCCUAUUACAACUAGAACAGCAGCUCCUACAAGUUCAACCACAAUUGCACUUCCUACCUCGACAACCACAACGGCAACAUUUACCUCAACUUCUACGGCUUCAGUGGCAUCAACUAGAUUUGGCACAGUGGUGGUUUUUGUAAGACUAGAGUUCCAGCUCAACACUGCAGUCCCCAGUAAGGAUGUCGUCCUUGGUGCCGUCGACAAGAAACUGUCUACACAAUUCAGGACCUUCAAAAUUCAAAGAAACACUCAAGCCACCCUCCAGAAUGCAACUUAUAUCAAACUUUCAGAUACUUCAUUUGCUGUUGAUCUUGGUUUCAAAAUAACCAAUGUAUCUAUGGAGGAGAGACUGCUUCAAAGUGCUAGAGCCACUUUCACCGAUGAUACCUACAGCCAGAUACAGGAUUCAAUUAACAGCCUACUGCAUGAUAUUCUCAGUGAACCAAAAGGCAAACAAUUUGACUUUCCCAAAGCCAAAUUUAGUGUUGUUGGCAAUCAAAUCAGGGCAAACGUGACGUAUGUAUACAAAGAGAAAGACGUCAACCUCCCUAGUGCCUUUCUAGGGGAUGUUUUAAAAGUCUCAGGUCUCCUAACAACCACUGUUGCACCAACAACAACUACCAGCACCUCACCACCUACUACCCCUUUGCUGACCACUCCUUUCAGUAUAAGUGACAGAGGUUUUCCUGGCUGGGCUCUGGCCAUUAUCAUCCCCUGUGGCAUCGCUAUCAUUCUGGUACCCCUGUGGAUCCUGCUAUGUUGCAUGCUAUGUGGCGGCUGUGCAGCUUUAAGGAGACGCUGGCAACAACACAGAGCUUACAACGUACAGUACACCACAAGAAACGGCAUCUUCUGAGGUGACAAGACUAUCAAAAUAACAGCUAAUCAUCUAUAUCUGCUCAUCAUCACAACAAAUAAUAUAUUUUUCAUGUAAUCCAUACACCAUUACUUUUGAGAAGAUCAAACACGGACUUGCUUUUAUUUUUAUAACAAAAUUGCAUUGUUCUUGAAAGGGUUAAUAGGUCAUGUGUUUCCCCAAUGUACUACUUUUUAAUAUUAUACAGUAUUUCUCAUUUUAGUCAAAGCUACAGCUGAGCUGGUAUAUUAUGCAUUUAUGUAAUUUAAUCAUUUAUAUACACAAAAAUAUUAUUUUUGAUUUUUGUCAUUUCCCCUGCUGAUUUAAGCUAUUAACUCACUAUAUUUGAAAGUCUGCAAUACAGCACUUGUUUCUUUAUCAUACAAUUUAACACAUGUAAUAAAAGCCUUUCAAAUCAACAUUAACUGGAUAAAUAAUGUCUGCAGAAAUCCUCUUAGAAUUAUUUAAACAUGCUAUAACGCAACAAUUGUUAACACUUUGCUCUACGUGGGUAAGGUAUUCAUAACACCUUUAAGAGUUUUAAUUUGAAAUCGCCUCAUGAAUGAUGUUGAAUAAAUGGAUUACGGUUGUUAUGAAUA